UAGGUUAUAACCCAGCUUCCGGCAGGCCGGCUAGCAUUCAGUGCUGGCAGGAACCAGGUUGUUGCAGGAGCCGCGCCUAAUAAGUUAGUUGUUAGCUCGAUCAAGCUGAAGCAAGAAGCAAGGUCCUGAGGCUUGUUGAGAGGCAGAGAACAAAAGCAUACCAGCAGCAGCCCAAUGGUAGCAUUGCCUCAAUGCCAUUCCAACCAAGCCUGAAUUGUGACAAUGUAGCAAUGGUGGAUUGCUUUUUGCUCAAUGCUGAAACGGGGCUGAAACAGCUUUAAAAAGAUAGUCAAUUCCGGUGGUGCCAGCUGAAACAAGGAGGACAUACCGUUACCAAACAGCUGCCAUACUUUGGGUUUUCACUUAAAGAAGUACCAGCACUCGUUUAGAGUUGGCACAAAGCAUGGUAAUUUUACUCAAGCAAGAUAGCCAAGGAUGAAUUCUGCUGAAGAUAGUCCAGCGUCUCCCGAGUUUGAAAGACGGCGUCCCCGUUACUUUCAGCAUUCUGCAAGCCCUUUUGAACCUCAGCGUCGAGCUGGCCACCCGUUUGAGUUUUCUCACGAUAGAGGUUUAGAUUCACCAAAUGUUGGAAGGCAGCACCUAGAUUCCCCCAGUGUUGACGAAGGUGGUGCAGAUGGUUCUGAACAAGGGACACCGGUGCGGCGUGUCUCGAAACGCAUAAGUGCCAGAAUGCAGCGAGCACAACAGCGUGCAGCAAUUCAGGCUGCAGAAUCGGAUGCAGAUGGGGAGUCGGAUGCGAACGACGAUGAUGGGUUGCCAAGCCAUGGUGACCCUCCAAGCACUCCUGAAGAAGCAAAGGCUGAAUCUAUUGCGGCCCAGACUGUGCUGCAAGAAGAUCUUAUGGCUCCGAGUCUGGAUGAUCGUAAGAAAGUUGCUCUUCAGUACAUCGCCACGCUAGCUCCACGGAGCCAAGGGAAGUACCUUUCGCGGACCGGGGAGUUUCAGGUGUUCUUCCGCAACAAGUUUCGAGAGGCCGACGUCGAAGCGAGGUGGGACGAGAUGCGGGAGUUCAGAAACGAGCCCUCUGGUUUGGGGGUGGGAUUGGAACCACGAGAGUGGUGGUGGAAGGGGGUAUUGAUCACCCCCGAAAGGGUUGAAUCAUACAUUGCCAACCUCACCCAGCCCAUCAUUGGGCCAGGGGGGAUGAAAAAGCGGAAGAGCUACAGCGUUGUGGAGGACCACGUCAAAGCUCUUGUCUUCACCCACCAGAUCCAGUGCAUCAUGCGGGGGGUGCGGGUGACACACGACCUGCGGACUCCCUCCGUGAAGACAUGCCUGCGAGCCGCUGCACGACAAACAGCCACCCGGGCACGCGAAGAGUUUCUGGACCGGCAAGAGGGGGCGGUGUCCGAUGGUUACUCCGACGAUCAGCUCACCGACAUGUUGGACAAGAUGUUGGACGAUGCUUGGCACCACAACAUGGACGAAGACUACGACAAAGUAUUCGAAGCGCUUUCAAUGAGAGCCAUGUCGGCACUACAGCACUCAUCUUUGGGCAGAGGAGACACGACACGUGGCUUCAAUUUGUGCGACCUCUUCGCCCUCAAGCAGGAAUCCAUAGGCCCGACCGAGUGUUGGAUGCUGGGCCUGGUUACCGAUCGAGGGAAGCAGAACAAAGAGGGGCGGAAACAGAUGAUUGGCCUCAUUCAGCACAAGAAGUGGGGGCGCUGCGCGUUCGGCGCUCUUGGCCUCCUUCUGUACUACCGGUGGGAGGUGUUGAAUGAGCCAUUCCCAGACACUCGGUGGAGACUUCCCAAAGACGUCUACCCAGACUGGGCCCCUUUUGAGGGCACAGAAGCUGAGUACGAGCGGCAGUUGCGGCAGGAUCCCGGAUACAGGGAGGCGGAGGACGAGGACUUUGAUGACGGUGGUUCCGAUGACAGCGAGCGACCACAGCUGCUAACGCCAGACGGGAGCCCGUUGUUGAGUCCUGUUGCAGGCGGAGCCGCCCAGUCACCCGCUGCCGCCACUUCAGCAGCGGCCGACGGGGCUUCAACUACUUCGAGCUCUGAGCGGACACCUGUUGCCGCCCGUAGCCCAACGGGUAACCAGACAGCGGCAAGCGAGCAAGAGAUGCGCCCAUUUCCCAGCUCCUGGUUGUCCGAGUCAGAUAUUGCUCGGCUUGGGCACUGGGUAUAUGCCCACAUGUUCCUAAGCUACCUGACCAACAUACCCCCUGAGGCGCUUCUCGUGAUGAGCGGGUUCCCUCCACUGAAGCAGGCAUAUCAUCUACCACGGUUCCAUGUGGAUGUUCCGGACGGCCUCCCCAUGCUGUUCGCAAAGGCCGACAGCCAGCUAGCAGAGGUUGUGGCGAGGCACGCUCUCAUCAGCAAGUACAAGGGCGAGCGGAAGGCGGCCCCAAAAAAAUUGGAGCGUGACAUGUCGGCCGAGCAGUUCCUCAGGGCGCUUACAGGGCCGCUGCGGAAAAUUGUCUAUCAGCAUCUUGCUCUGGUCUACGACCGGUGUCCAGACCAUCCUCUGUGUAACCAUGUCCUGAUGGACCCUGACGCGGAGCACGCCGAACUCUGGCUUCAGUUCGUGAAGGAGGUCGUUGAUGCGGAAGAAGGCCGUGACCAGCUUCCGGACGUGGUUGAGCGGCCAGAGGUCCCAGGGGCCGAGAUCAAGGCGGGUCUGGACACCAUCGCAACGGACGUGGGGCUUUUGCGUGGAGCUGUGACGCGGUUACAGCGCUGCUUGGGGGAAAUUUCACUCAUCGCAGCAACUGGGGGACCCGCAGAUCAGGGGGCUGCAACGGCUGGAGGUCCCGAUGACGACCUCGACCGCUCAGGGAUGACAUCACAGCAUGCCACCGCUGCUUCCGCAGCUGCAACGGGUGGUCGCGCAAACUUUGCAGCACGUGAUGCUGCCGAUCAGGAGACCGGCGCUGCGGGUACGUCAGCUGGGACGAAUUCGCAACAAGGUCAGGCACGGAGGCCUCGAAGGACACGUCAACAGGACGUUGAGAAUGUUUAUUCCUUAAAUUUUCUCCGAAAGAUAACGCAGGUGGCGCAAGCUUAUUACUUAUUCAAGGUCGGCUUGGAUGGAAAACAGAGCAUCGAUGCAUUGAAAGCGGCAGCAUUGGAGGAUCGAACCUUCAAAUAUGCGGACAGGGAAGUCGGUCGCUUGAUCAGUGGGCUACAGGUACUUGUCAAGUUUGUCGAAAACACGGCGGAGACUCUAGGGCUAAGUGCAGAGGAGGCAAUCAUAUACACGGAGCGGAUCAAGACGGACACGUUAGGGGAUCCGCAUGCUGCAAUGAGGUCAUUCAUUGAUGCUUGCCCGACAAUGAAGAAGCGAAAGGCGGGUGAAGUGGCCGACGAGGAGGCAGGCGGGGACUCGAUUAAGAAGCAAAAGAAGGUAAAGCUUGAGGAUUUAAUCAAAGAGUACUCUAGAAAGCGAGAUGAAUUAGGACACGAAGGUUUCAAGACAUGGUUGCGUAGUAACCCUUUGGAAGCAGACGCAAUGCAGGAGUAAUAAAACAGUCUGCAAAGCAAACUUGCAUAUACUACGACGUUGAGAUACG
This is a messenger RNA of Klebsormidium nitens, 3544 nucleotides long. The record is from the annotation of a GenBank genome assembly. Lineage: Eukaryota; Viridiplantae; Streptophyta; Klebsormidiophyceae; Klebsormidiales; Klebsormidiaceae.